Messenger RNA from Ornithorhynchus anatinus (platypus), 1590 nucleotides. RefSeq names its product ribonuclease P/MRP subunit p25 like (gene RPP25L). Gene Ontology annotation, molecular function: RNA binding. The coding region runs from base 137 to 742 and encodes 201 amino acids. Gene Ontology annotation, cellular component: ribonuclease MRP complex. The record is from RefSeq and is a predicted model, not a curated record. Lineage: Eukaryota; Metazoa; Chordata; Mammalia; Monotremata; Ornithorhynchidae. The transcript has a single exon. Gene Ontology annotation, biological process: tRNA 5'-leader removal.
UCCCCCCCCCCCUUCCCGGGCGCAUGCGCGCGCGGCCAGACGGAGGAGGGGCAGCAGCAGCAGCAGCAGCAGGAGGAGGAGGAGGAGGAGGAGGAGGAGGAGGGUUCGGACGGGGACUGGGCCCGGGGCGUCGGCCAUGGAGAACUACCAGAAGGCGCGGACGGUGGAGCAGCCGUGGCCGCCGGCGUUCCCCGGCCUGCCGCCCGGCACGGUGCAGAUGCGGGUGAAGGACGGCAGCAAGAUCCGCAACCUGAUGGGCUACGCGCUGGGCCGCCUGGAGGCGGGCGGGGCGCGGGCCGUGCUGUUCAGCGGCAGCGGGCGGGCCGUGGGCAAGACGGUGACGUGCGUGGAGAUCGCCAAGCGCCGGGUGCGGGGCCUCCACCAGCUCACCCGCCUGCUCUUCCGCCAGACCGAGGAGGCCUGGGAGCCCCGGCGCCCCGACGCCGGCCUCGACCGCCUCACCGUGCGCAGGAACCUGCCCGCCAUCUGCGUCCUGCUCAGCAAGGACCCGCUCGACGCCCGCCAGGACGGCUACCAGCCCCCCGACCCCCGCCCGCCCCCUGACACCCCCGACCCGAGCCCGCCUGCGGACACGCCGGCCCCCCUCGGCCCCCUCGGCCCUCCCCUAUCCGUCGGGGCGGGGGCGUCACCCCGGACCGGAGAGGGUCGGAGAGCCGCUGCGGAAAGGACGGGCCUCGCCGCCCUGCCCCUCCGUCGGGGCCCGGGCCGCACCCCGUCCUGAAGAUGGCCCGAGCCCCGGUCGGCCGAGACCCUCCGGCCCGGGGACGGGCCACCGGGGACCCGCCGCCGCCGCCGCCGCCGCCGCCGCCUUCCGUCUGCGUGCCCGCUCCCCCGUGGGACCCGCUCGGAGACGAGCAGGGGGACGCCGCGCCCGGACGCCCCAUCCCGGUCCGUCCCUCCCGCGCGCCCUCGGUUUGGCCGGCCGCCGAGCGGGCGGCCGGGCCCCUGGGGUGUCCGAGGCCCGAGGUCGCCCCCGAAGAACAGACAGCCCCAGACCUCGACGACGGCGGGUCGCGUGGCUCUCCCCUCCCGGCCCCCCCUCCGCAGACCUGCGCCUCGGCCUGGCCGGGACGAUCCGCCGGCGGCCCCCGGCCCGUCCCCCGGCAGCCGUCUCGCGGCCUCGCCCGUUUGGUGCGGCCGCAAGGCGCCUCGUGCUCAUCCGUUGGUCCGUUCCUUCGACCGAGCGCUCCCCGGGUGCGGAGCGCAGGACUGGGCGCUUGGGAGAGUCCGCCCGGGCGGCGGGGGGGAGCCGACCCCCUACCCCGCAACGGGCUCGCCGCCUAGAACCGGGGGGGAGACGCACAACACGACGGUGCCCGCGCUGGAUGUAAAUGGGCCGUGGAAGGGGAGCCGAGGCCGAGGGAAGCUGCCGCCUCUGAGAUGAGUCGGGAUACGAUUUGGUGACUAUCAGUUACCGCUAGCAAUUAUCGUCAUCUUCGGAGGCAGAGGCGGUUCGGUCCCGGCCCCGCUCCUCUCUCCGCUCUCCACCUACCCCCCGGGGGUCCCCCCUCACUUCCGCGACUGUCUUUCUGCCGACGGCUCCCAAAUAAAAACGGCGAUAGCGGAGAA